Echinops telfairi (small Madagascar hedgehog) is the source of this 827-nucleotide messenger RNA. It is a transcript of the gene TMEM38A, whose product is annotated as transmembrane protein 38A. Gene Ontology annotation, molecular function: potassium channel activity; identical protein binding. Gene Ontology annotation, cellular component: membrane. The coding region runs from base 16 to 816 and encodes 266 amino acids. The transcript is spliced from 6 exons. NCBI's taxonomy places the organism in Eukaryota, Metazoa, Chordata, Mammalia, Afrosoricida, Tenrecidae. The record is from RefSeq and is a predicted model, not a curated record. Gene Ontology annotation, biological process: potassium ion transmembrane transport.
GACCUGGAGGCUGCUAUGAGUCAGAGUCGACUUGAUGGCAGAGCAGUCGAGCUCUCCCGGUGCCACCCCAUCGCAUCCUGGCUCUGUGCCAUGCUGCACUGCUUCGGGAGCUACAUCCUGGCCGACCUCCUGCUCGGGGAGCCGCUCAUCGACUACUUCAGCAACAACUCCAGCGUCCUGCUGGCCUCCGCUGUCUGGUACCUGAUCUUCUUCUGCCCACUGGACCUCUUCUACAAGUGCGUCUGCUUCCUGCCCGUCAAGCUCAUCUUCGUGGCCAUGAAGGAGGUGGUGAGGGUCCGCAAGAUCGCCGUGGGCAUCCACCACGCCCACCAUCACUAUCACCAUGGGUGGCUCCUUCAGACGUCCCUGCCCGCAGGCUCGGGAGUCGCCCUCAUGUCCAACGUGGAGCAGCUGCUCCGAGGCGUCUGGAAACCGGAGACCAAUGAGCUCCUGCACAUGUCCUUCCCCACCAAAGCCAGCCUGUACGGAGCCGUGCUCUUCACCCUCCAGCAGACUCGCUGGCUGCCCGUCUCCAAAGCCACCCUCAUCUUCAUCUUCACCAUGUUCCUGGUGUCCUGCAAGGUGUUCCUGACGGCCACCCACUCCCAUGGCUCCCCCUUCGACGUCCUGGAGAGCUACGUCUGUCCCGUGCUGUUUGGGGCCACCUUGGGGGCUGACCAUCACCAUGACAACCACGGAGGCCACAGCGGGGCCCAAGCUGGCAGCCCGGGCGCCGCACACUCACCCCUGCACCCCAAGCUCAAGGAGGAGCUGAGCGAGGGGUCCAGAAAGAAGAAGGCGAAGAAGACGGAUUAGGGGGUGGGGGC